This is a messenger RNA of Sinocyclocheilus rhinocerous, 3744 nucleotides long. Its product is annotated as synaptic vesicle glycoprotein 2C-like. The coding region runs from base 239 to 2428 and encodes 729 amino acids. The record is from RefSeq and is a predicted model, not a curated record. Gene Ontology annotation, cellular component: synaptic vesicle membrane. Gene Ontology annotation, biological process: transmembrane transport; chemical synaptic transmission. The transcript is spliced from 13 exons. Lineage: Eukaryota; Metazoa; Chordata; Actinopteri; Cypriniformes; Cyprinidae. Gene Ontology annotation, molecular function: transmembrane transporter activity.
UUGAAGUACUGCAGAGACGGAGCUGCAGCGCUUAAGCACCGUCAGCUCUUGCUUUAGUUGCCGGAUAUCUUUGCAACACAAAUAAAUGUUUAUUCAUUAGCAACGGCGGGCGUCUCGUAAUGGAGAACCAACAGCGACAUCUCAUCUGCUCUGCUCCCUAAAGGACUCAUGAGAGCCAUAAAGGCAAAAGCACUUCUUCUGUGGUGACUGCAGACCUCUUCCCCUCCACCAUCUAAUCAUGGAUGAUAUAGCUCCACAAGACACGUCUUCCCUCAUGAAGGGGGCCAGAGUCAUUGCUAAGGAGGCCAAACGACAAGCUGUUAAGAAGGUCAACAAAGUUGUGGACCGUGCCUCAGACGAGUACUCCCAUAGUCGCACCUACCAGCGCUUCCAGGAUGAAGACGAUGACUACUACAGCCAGCCGGAUGGGAACUACACAGGAGACCACGCCAAUGAUGAAGAGGGAUCCAGUGACGCCACUGAGGGUCACGAUGACGAGGAUGAGAUAUAUGAAGGGGAGUACCAGGGGAUCCCCUCGGAUGCAAAGGCCAGAGAUGGACAGGUGGCUCUGGGACAGCCGCUGGCGGAUGGCCUGAAGGACCGGAGAGAGCUGGAGAACGAGAGGCAGGCAGACGAGGAGGAGCUGGCGCAGCAGUACGAGCUCAUCAUUCAGGAGUGUGGACAUGGCAGGUUUCAGUGGCAGCUGUUCUUCACUCUGGGCUUGGCGCUCAUGUCUGAUGGUGUGGAGGUCUUCGUGGUGGGCUUUGUUCUCCCUAGUGCAGAGACGGAUAUGUGUGUGCCUGACUCGAGCUCUGGAUGGCUAGGCAGCAUUGUGUAUUUGGGGAUGAUGGUAGGGGCCUUCUUCUGGGGCGGCAUGGCUGACAAGGUGGGCAGACGGCAGUGUCUGCUGAUGUGCAUGUCCAUGAAUGGCUUCUUCGCCUUCCUGUCUUCUUUUGUGCAGGGCUAUGGCUUCUUCCUGCUCUGUCGCAUGAUAGCUGGCUUCGGGAUUGGUGGAGCAGUGCCCAUUGUCUUCUCAUACUUUGCUGAGGUAUUGGCAAGAGAGAAGCGUGGAGAGCAUCUAAGCUGGCUCUGCAUGUUCUGGAUGAUUGGAGAGAUUUAUGCCUCCGCCAUGGCCUGGGCCAUCAUACCUCACUACGGCUGGAGUUUCAGUAUGGGCUCAGCUUAUCAGUUCCACAGCUGGAGGGUGUUUGUGGUGGUGUGCGCUCUCCCCUGCGUCUGUGCCGUGGUGGCCUUAACGUUCAUGCCAGAGAGCCCAAGGUUCUACUUGGAGGUGGGGAAGCACGACGAGGCCUGGAUGAUCCUCAAGCAGAUUCAUGACACAAACAUGCGAGCGCGUGGACAGCCCGAGAAAGUCUUCACCGUGAACAGAAUUAAGAUCCCAAAGCAGAUUGAUGAGUUUGUCGAGAUGCAGACCGAAUCUGGCAACCUUUUCUCAAAAGUGAUCUUCAGGAUAAAGACUGAGCUUCAUGGGAUUUGGUUAAACUUCUUGAAGUGUUUUAAUUAUCCAGUGAAAGACAGUACAGUCAAACUGGCUAUUGUGUGGCUCACACUGUCAUUUGGGUAUUAUGGUUUAUCCGUGUGGUUCCCUGACGUCAUCAAACAUCUUCAGGCCGAUGAAUACGCCUCCAAAGUACAAAGGCAUAACAAUGAGCGCAUUGAAGACUUCACCUUCAAUUUCACCCUUGAGAACCAGAUACACACUAAUAGCUUAUUUAUCAAUGACAGGUUCAUAGGUAUGAAAUUCAAGUCUGUCACUUUCAUCAAUUCCACUUUUCAGAGCUGCUUUUUUGAGGAUGUGACAUCAGUUGGAUCUUUCUUUCGAAACUGCACAUUUAUUGAGGCUGUCUUCUAUAACACUGAUAUUGACGACUCCAAACUUAUAAACACAGAUGUCGUAAACAGCACAUUUUACCACAACAAAACAGGCUGUCAAAUGACAUUUGAGGAUGAUUAUAGUGCAUACUGGGUCUACUUCGUCAAUUUCUUGGGAACACUGGCUGUUCUGCCCGGUAACAUCGUAUCUGCACUUCUCGUGGACAAAAUUGGCCGCUUGUCAAUGUUAGGGUUUUCCAUGAUUCUGUCUGGUAUCAGCUGCUUCUUCCUGUGGUUUGGCACCAGUGAGUCGAUGAUGAUUGGGAUGCUGUGCUUGUACAAUGGGCUGAGUAUUUCCGCCUGGAACUCCCUGGAUGUUGUGACAGUAGAGCUGUACCCUACGGACAGAAGAGGAACUGGAUUUGGCUUCUGUAAUGCCUUGUGCAAGCUAGCCGCAGUGAUGGGAAAUCUGAUUUUUGGAUCUUUAGUGGGCAUCACCAAAGCCAUCCCCAUUCUUCUGGCCUCCUCAGUGCUCGUAGGCGGAGGUCUGGUGGGAUUGCGACUACCUGACACCAGGUCAAAUGUCCUCAUGUAACCCUUGUGUUGGAGGUCUGGAGAAACUUAAAAGGCUUGACUUAACCCUCAUUCCUCAUUGUUGUACACUGUGUACUUGUAUUGUGUUCAUAACAAGAUACUUCUCAAUUAGGCAUCAUCAUAUUUUGACAAUCUUUAGACUUGCAUUGCAAUAAUAAAACUUCUGCACCUUUAUACUGUACAGUUCAUUUAACCAAGACCCUCAUGUUUCCUUGUGACUUUUUAGAGGUUUAUAAUGGCCCAGGAAUGAAUGUGAGCGUAAAUAUGAAUGUCCCCUUAUUAAGACUUGAGCAAAACAACCUAUUAAUGAGCAGUCCAAACCUGCUGCAAGUAUGCAGAGAGGAUGAUCAGAUACGCCGAAAGCUCAGCACAGCUGCAUCACACCUGGCUGACUUAAUCCUGAGAAUCACUAAAGAGAUGAGAGACUGAGACCGGUCUACUGGUAAACAACUCUUUAUUCAGUUAUUAGUUUCAGGAUUUGACUACACAUAGUGAAAACAUCAUCCAGAUAUGGUAUCAUACAUUUCUAAUGAAAGAGAAUAUGGUUUUGUUAUUGAAUCAGUUUCACUGAGUAUUGAGUAAGUUGAUGACGAGGUUAAAUUUUUACAGUAUUAUUACUGUAUUUUUUUUAAACAAUCAAGCCUUUUGCAUAUGUACUCCAACCUCUGAUGAAAAAGGCCACAACUGUGCACCCAUGCUCAAAGUAUAUGUAUAAAGUUCCUCCGGCCAUAUUUAUAAAAAACAAAAAAUCCCAUUUUGUGCUCUGCAGAUGUUUUGUUCAUAUACAGUGGAGUAUGUUUUGUUCAUAAGCUUUUUAUUGCAAGCCUAUUUGAUUUCAUAUACAACAGGCAUGUGUUAUCGGACUUGUUCUGCCAAUUUGUGAUUUGUCUAACAGCGAAUGGCCUUUUGAAACUGUGCCUCUCCUACAUAAGAUCAUCAUCACGUAUGAACUUGAGGUGGCUGCUGUAUUUGAUAUCAUAGAGUGUGUAUCUGCCAGGGUCACUCAUGCAAACCAUCUUACAAUCUGACAGAAAGGACUGAUGAGAAUCAGGCUGGCGAUGUCCCGGAAAGCCUCUUUUAUGUACAGUGUCAAAGACUCAUCUUGUUGACAUGACAGGUUUGUUGGUGCAGAGGGAAUUUAGAGGGCCCGCCUCAACAUAUGGGGUCUGCAAUCUGUGGAGAGGGGAAGAGAGAUGUGUUUGAUAACCACAUGACACGCGAUUCAUUUACAAGUUUCAUUUCCAAGCCAAGUGAAGAAAAUUCUGUUUUGGUUGCUUCUACAAAAUGACUUAGAUAUUUCAAUAUAGAUUUACAUAC